GACGACGACGAGCUUUCGAAUCAGCAAUCGAAAACAGUCAGUCAAGUAUCAAUGGAGGCUACGACGACGGCGGCUCCAUUCUCCUCCUUUGUCACUUCAAGACAAAACCUUUCUUCUUCCCCUUGUUCGUUGCUUCUCUCCCGGAAGAAAGUUAAUCUCAAAUUCAAAUCUCCGAGAAGCCUCUCGGUUCGCGCAUCUUCUUCCACCUCCGAUUCUGUUGUGACUUUGCUUGACUACGGAGCUGGGAAUGUCCGUAGCAUCCGUAACGCUCUUCGUCACCUCGGUUUCACCAUCAAAGACGUUAAAACACCUGGUGACAUUCUCAAUGCUGAUCGCCUCAUCUUUCCCGGCGUUGGAGCUUUUGCACCUGCUAUGGAUGUACUUAACGAAACCGGGAUGGGAGAAGCUUUGUGCACAUAUCUUGAGAAUGACCGUCCCUUUCUAGGCAUAUGUCUUGGUCUACAACUGCUUUUCGACUCUAGUGAGGAGAAUGGACCAGUCAAAGGCCUUGGUGUGAUACCGGGAACAGUUGGACGGUUUGACUCUUCAGCUGGUAUAAGAGUACCUCACAUUGGCUGGAAUGCUUUGCAAGUUGGGAAGGAUUCUGAAAUUUUGGAUGAUGUUGGAAGUCGUCAUGUGUAUUUUGUUCAUUCUUAUAGGGCCAUUCCGUCAAAUGAAAACAAGGAUUGGAUUUCGUCUACCUGCCAUUACGGCGAAUCCUUUAUAUCUUCCAUAAGAAGAGGAAAUGUGCAUGCAGUACAAUUCCAUCCAGAGAAGAGCGGGGAGGUGGGGCUUUCUGUUUUAAGAAGGUUCUUGAAUCCAAAAUCACCCCCGAAACAGAAACCAAUGGAAGGGAAGGCUUCAAAGCUUGCGAAGAGGGUGAUUGCUUGUCUUGACGUGAGGACUAAUGAUAAAGGAGAUCUUGUAGUAACUAAAGGGGACCAAUAUGAUGUGAGAGAGCAAUCUAACGAAAACGAGGUUCGAAAUCUUGGAAAACCUGUGGAUUUAGCUAGGCAGUAUUACAAAGAUGGUGCAGAUGAGAUUAGCUUUUUAAACAUAACUGGAUUCCGCGAUUUUCCUCUAGGGGAUUUGCCGAUGAUUCAGGUUUUGAGGUAUACAUCAGAGAAUGUCUUUGUACCACUAACCGUUGGAGGUGGUAUUAGAGAUUUUACAGAUGCUACCGGCAGGUACUAUUCUAGCUUAGAAGUUGCUGCUGAGUAUUUCAGAUCCGGUGCUGAUAAGAUAUCCAUAGGAAGUGACGCUGUUUAUGCUGCUGAAGAGUUUAUCAAAUCAGGGGUGAAGACAGGAAAGAGUAGUUUAGAACAAAUAUCCAGAGUUUAUGGAAACCAGGCAGUGGUUGUAAGUAUUGAUCCUCGUAGAGUUUAUGUGAACCAUCCUGAUGAUGUGCCAUACAAAGUCAUUAAAGUAACUAACCCAGGUCCGAAUGGGGAAGAAUAUGCAUGGUACCAGUGCACGGUAAGUGGAGGGCGAGAAGGUCGGCCUAUUGGAGCGUAUGAGCUUGCAAAAGCGGUGGAAGAGUUAGGUGCUGGUGAAAUUCUACUGAACUGCAUAGACUGUGAUGGUCAAGGGAAAGGAUUUGACACCGACUUGGUGAAGCUCAUCUCUGAUUCUGUAGGCAUACCUGUAAUCGCAAGCAGUGGAGCAGGCACUCCUGAGCACUUUUCCGAGGUGUUUGAGACGACUAAUGCAUCUGCCGCGCUUGCUGCCGGCAUUUUCCACCGGAAAGAGGUACCAAUCCAGUCUGUGAAAGAGCACUUGCUAGAGAAGAGCAUAGAAGUCAGGAUGUAAGAAGUUCUGGUUUUACAGUAAAGCCCGUUUCGGCGCACGACUUCACGAGUUACCAUUAUUCGUGUCACGCUUCAAACAAGAAGAUUUGAUUCCUGUCUUCAAUAAGUUCUUAUACGAACAGAUUUAUGGAUCAAUGAUCAUUUGGCUGCAGGAAGUAGAUGAAUUGUGUGUUACUUUUUUUCUCUGGGAAUAAGAAAGCAUAUGUUUUC
This is a messenger RNA of Eruca vesicaria subsp. sativa (arugula), 2018 nucleotides long. Lineage: Eukaryota; Viridiplantae; Streptophyta; Magnoliopsida; Brassicales; Brassicaceae. The record is from the annotation of a GenBank genome assembly.